AAUCUUGAGAUGAUGUUGGCUCCUAUACAAAAUAUUUCAUUCACAACAUUUUCACUUAUUGGCUUUCAUGAUUUGGGAGAAUGGGGGCCUAUUUUAUCGAUUCCCUAUCUUUUUAUGUUUUUAUUGUCCUCUACUUUAAAUCUUAUACUUAUAUACAUCAUAAUAUCUCAGAAGACUCUACAGACUCCUAUGUGUAUACUAAUUGGUCUUAUGGCAGUUGUGGACUUUUCUUUGCCAAUAUUUUUUAUACCAAAUAUGCUGCUAAAUUUCUUUUUUAAUUGGAAAGGAAUUUCACUUGUAGGCUGUUUGGUGCAAAUGUUUUGCAUUCAUUGUGUUGGUACAUUUCAAUGUACUACACUGCUUUGGAUGUCUUUAGAUCGUUUUUUUGCUAUAUGUAAACCCCUUUAUUAUCACAAAUAUAUGGCAAUGACCAACUUUCUAAAAUUUAUUAUAUUUCCAGUUAUCAGAAAUGUGUUCUUAAUUACCACAAUGGUUUCUUGGGCUGGAAAACUGACUUUUUGUGCAACAAAUGAAAUAAAUCAUUGUUUUUGUGAACACAUGGCAUUGGUGCAGCUGGCAUGUGGGGAUAUUACCAUUAACAAUAUGUUAGGGCUUUUGGUUAUUUUUCUUACCAUGACUACUGAUUUUAUUUUCAUUACAAUAUCAUACAUAGUGAUACUUUUUUCUGUCUUGAGAUCUGGUAAAACAAGCUUAAAGGCUUUUAAUACAUGCAUUACUCAUAUAAUUGUCAUGACAGUAAGUCUGGCUUUUGCUUUAAUUGCCUUUCUGUCAUACAGAAUAAGAAACAACUUCUCUCCCUCCAGCCGCAUAUUCCUGAGUACAAUGUACUUACUUUUCCCUAGCUGUUUUAAUCCAGUUAUUUAUGGAGUCCGAACCAAAGAAAUAAGACAACAGUUUCUAAAAUUGAUUAAGCAUUUCAAGGUCUUUCCAAAGUAA
Molecule: messenger RNA, 957 nt
Organism: Clarias gariepinus (North African catfish)
Lineage: Eukaryota; Metazoa; Chordata; Actinopteri; Siluriformes; Clariidae
Product: olfactory receptor 52K1-like
Exons: 1
Coding region: 10-957 (315 amino acids)
Biological process (GO): G protein-coupled receptor signaling pathway
Cellular component (GO): membrane
Molecular function (GO): olfactory receptor activity; G protein-coupled receptor activity
Source: RefSeq, a predicted model, not a curated record